UGUCAAAUAAUAAAAUAGACAGAGACAUCUAUAAUAACUGGUGGAGUUAUAACCUUCACCAAUAUUUAAGAAAAAAUAAAUAAAAUUAUUGUUCAUUCUUUGUUCUCUCAAAUUGGCUAUGGCACCACAUGAAAGCAGGUCUCUUCAAGACACACCCACUUGGGCUGUGGCCACUGUUUGUCUUGUUUUCAUUUCUAUUUCAAUUUUCAUCGAACAAUUGAUCCAUAUACUCGGCACUUGGUUGAAAAGGAACAGAAAAACUGCUCUGUAUGAGGCUGUGGAGAAGCUCAAAUCAGUGCUUAUACUUUUGGGACUCAUGUCUCUGUUCUUGGCUGUAACUCAAAGACCAAUCUCUAAAUUUUGCAUACCCACUAAGUUAGCUUACACCAUGCUUCCAUGCCGGAAUAGUGUCCACACAAAAACUAUUAAAUCUAUUGGUGUGUUAUUACAUUCAAACUCCUUCAACACCAUUAAUACCAACACCUUCUUUGAGGAUUUUCAUGAGUUUGAACCCCAAAUGGGAAGAAGAUUGGGAGAAGAUGAUGAAUCUAGUUUGGCUGAUUAUUGUGAAUCACAGGGGAAGACCUCAUUUAUAUCACAGGGUGGAAUGAACCAACUCAAUUACUUCAUUUUUGUUCUAGCAAUGAUGCAAAUUGUCUAUAGUGUCCUCACUAUGGCUUUGGGAAGAGCCAAGAUGAGACGGUGGGAGGCUUGGGAAAAAGAAACUCAGACAGUGGAAUAUCAAGUUGCUAACGAUCCAUUUCGAUUUAGGUAUACUAGACAGACAACAUUUGCAAGAAGACAUAUGAGUUCAUGCACACCUACUUCAUCUAUGCUUUUAUGGAUUAUAUGCUUCUUUCGACAGUUCUUUAAUUCAGUUGCAAAAGUUGAUUACCUAACUCUACGCCAUGGAUUCAUUUCGGCUCAUUUGACCAGUACAACCAACAAUUCAUUUAAUUUCCAAAAGUACAUAGAAAGAUCACUUGAGGAUGAUUUCAAAGUUGUAGUUGGCAUCAGCCCUCCCAUGUGGCUUUUAGUCGUCGUUUUCAUGCUUGUGGAUGUACACGGUUGGCAUGUAUAUCUCUGGGUUUCAUUUAUCCCACUACUUAUUGUGGUUGUACUUGGUGCUAAGCUUGGAGUAAUUGUGGCAAGGAUGGCUCAUACACUUGAUGAAAAGGAUAAUGUAAUCAUGGGAAGUCCUUUGGUACAACCAAAUGAUAAUCUUUUCUGGUUUGCUCAACCCAAAUUCGUCUUGACCCUCUUGCAUUUAACCUUAUUUAUGAAUUCUUUCGAGUUAGCUUUCUUUGUUUGGGUCACGUGGCAAUUUGGGAUUUCGUCUUGCUACCAUGAACAUACAUUGAUUAUUAUUACAAGAGUGGUUUUAGCGGUGACAGUUCAAGUAAUGUGCAGUUACAUCACUCUUCCUCUGUAUGCUCUUGUUACACAGAUGGGAUCAAACUUCAAGAGUGCAGUUCUAGAAGAGCACACAGUGAAAGCUAUAAAACAAUGGCACUCAGAAGUAAAAGAAAAAAGAAAGAGAAAUCAAACUUCACAACAUGAAUUAUCUUCUACAACCACGACCACCGUUAACACUAUGGACCACCACAAUACUAAUACUAAUAGUAAUAAUACUAGUCCUCAACAUUUAUUGUCUCAUCAUAACCGUUCACCUACUUUUGCUGAUCAACUUCAACGUUUUCCAAUUGAUCAUCAUCAUCAUCAUACUACUACUCAUGAUGAAAUUGUUGAAGAACAAAAAUAAUCAAUCUUAAUUAAUUAAGAUACAACAUUUUGUUAAUACAUAUAGAUUAGUAAUUCUUAAUUUGAGUAAAUUAAUGUAUUUAUAUUAAUUAAGCUAUUAAUCAUUUUUUGUUUUGUAUAAGUUUGUAUUAAUAUUGAUGUUUUCUACA
Cannabis sativa is the source of this 1910-nucleotide messenger RNA. RefSeq names its product MLO-like protein 3. The coding region runs from base 119 to 1762 and encodes 547 amino acids. Gene Ontology annotation, biological process: defense response. The record is from RefSeq and is a predicted model, not a curated record. Gene Ontology annotation, cellular component: membrane. NCBI's taxonomy places the organism in Eukaryota, Viridiplantae, Streptophyta, Magnoliopsida, Rosales, Cannabaceae. The transcript has 15 exons.